Molecule: messenger RNA, 1443 nt
Organism: Solanum verrucosum
Lineage: Eukaryota; Viridiplantae; Streptophyta; Magnoliopsida; Solanales; Solanaceae
Product: scarecrow-like protein 14
Exons: 2
Coding region: 1-1443 (480 amino acids)
Biological process (GO): regulation of DNA-templated transcription
Cellular component (GO): nucleus
Molecular function (GO): DNA-binding transcription factor activity; sequence-specific DNA binding
Source: RefSeq, a predicted model, not a curated record
AUGGAUCCUCCAUCCAACAAGACGCCUGAUUCUGCAAACACCUCAAAACUAGAGGAUCAGAUCGUCUUAUCUAGCUUCGAUCAACCUCUAAAUCCACCACAUUGUGAUAGAGACGAACGGAGCGACAAGCAAUCAGCAAAGUAUGCAGAGGAGGUUGAGUUAACAGAAAUAUUUGAUAUGGUUCUUUUGUGUACAUGUGCUAAGGCUAAGAAAGUCUCUUGUGAUAUCAGUUCUGAAAUUUCAUCUGAAGUAGAAAAGAGUCCUAAAAAUGCAGCUUUGGAUUUAAGGACUCUGUUAAUUAGCUGUGCACAAUUUGUUGCUUCUGGUGAUCAAGAAUCAGCAAGUGAAAUGCUGAAGCAGAUAAGGCAAGAAAGUUCACCAACCGGCGACACAUAUCAAAGGCUGGCUAGUGUAUUUGCUGAUGGCAUCGAGGCUCGGUUGUCCAGGGGCGGAGCUACAUUGUCUAAAAGGGGUUCAAUUGGUAAGAGUAAUUUUUUUAAUAGGAAGACAGAUACUGCUGACAAUCUAAAAGCAUACCACGUUCACCUUUCGUCGUGCCCUUUCAUCAAAGUAUCAAUCUCCUUCGCAAAUAAAAUGAUCUUCCACACAGCACGCAACGCUACAACACUACAUAUCAUAGAUUUUGGUAUCCUUUAUGGAUUCCAAUGGCCAAUACUCAUCCAGCAUCUCUCAGUUAUGCCUGGUGGACCUCCAAAGCUUCGCAUUACUGGAAUAAACCUUCCUCAACCCGGCUUCAGGCAAGCAGAACACUUAGAAGAGACAGGUCGUCUCUUGGCAAGAUACUGUGAACGUUUUAACGUUCCAUUCGAGUAUAAUCCCAUAGUGAUACAAAAUUGGGAGAGAAUUGAAAUCAAGGACUUGAAACUUGAAAGUGGUGAAUUUGUUGCUGUGAACUGUCUUUUUCGUUCUGAGAAUUUAUCGGAUGAGACAUUGGAUGUAGAGUGUCCAAGGGAUGCGGUCCUGAGCUUAAUUCAAAAGAUGAAUCCGGAUAUCUUCGUGCAAGGUGUUACUAACGGAUCUUACAAUUCCCCCUUCUUCGUCACUCGCUUCCAAGAAGCCCUCUUGCACUACUCAGCUCUAUUCGAUAUGUUUGAUGCUACAUUACCCCGAGAUGAUCAACAAAGACUGCAUUUUGAACAAGAACUUUAUAGGCGUGAGGCGAUGAAUGUCAUAGCCUGUGAGGGUGCUGAGAGGGUAGAGAGGCCUGAGACGUACGAGCAAUGGCAAGUCCGCAACGUGAGGGCUGGAUUCAAGAUUCUUCCAUUGAACCAAGAAGUCAUGAAAACAUUGAAGGACAAUGUAGAGGCAGGGUACCACAGAGAUUUUGUGUUGUAUGAGGAUGGUAAUUGGAUGGUGCAGGGAUGGAAAGAUAGGAUCAUUUGUGCUAGCUCUUGCUGGAUUCCUCUACAUAGGAGUUGCUGA